Molecule: messenger RNA, 2678 nt
Organism: Geodia barretti
Lineage: Eukaryota; Metazoa; Porifera; Demospongiae; Tetractinellida; Geodiidae
Source: the annotation of a GenBank genome assembly
UAAGGCGAUAUGGAGUGUUGUUUGGACACUGACGUGUGUUGACAGGGACUUUGCCGGUGUGGUCAAUCCUCCACCAGCUGUACGGCUACACUGCCCUGCUGGAAGAAGCUGUCCAGCAAUUGUGCAAAGUUCAACUGACCCAACAUGCUCAAACAAGUUUCUGCUCCUUCUGCACCACUACAAUUCUGGCCUCGAAUCAUAAAGACAGUUUCUGUGGGAGUAACGACCUCAAUGUGUUUUCACCCAUGCAGCAAGAAUCGCUGCAUUCUAUCGUUGCAGCCAUAGACAAGCAAGGGUGGUCGAGAUGUGCAUCUUACACUACCGAGCUCUCUCUACUGCAUAGCAGGAUUGGUGACAAAGCCUUGAAGUUUAUCCUCAGCAAAGCCUCACUCUUCAUUGCUCUGGGCUCUGGGAGGAACUAUGUUCAGAUCACAGGGAAUCAUUCUGGCAUGAGCAAUGGAACAAGUGAUGUGACACCACUGCCCGUCACUGGUGGCCCGGUUCUACAUUACCCACCCACCAGCAAGUGGCCUGUCGUACAGUCUGCAGUGCACAGUGGGAGUCGGCACAUCAGAGGUCGAUCACUGCGUAACAUGAACAGGAGGAGGAGAAGGCUCUACCAGAAAAGGAAACGGGUUGCUGCACGCCUCAGGAGAAGGUGCAGUGGCAGAAAUACUUCAAGUCCAGCUGAAAGGUGGCAGUUGAGGCAUCUCCGGAAAAUCUGGAGCACAGCUCACAAGAAGAAGGACAUUAUGUACUGCUCAUCAUCGCAAGAGUACCUCAGGAAGUCACAUAACCUGAAAACAUUCAAGGCUUCUCGGAGAGGAGCUGUGAAAUUGGUCAAACAUGUUUUCAUUGACAAGUGGAUGUCUCGGGAAUCACAAAAACAGUCAAAAACACGAAUAAGCAGACUUCCAAGAAGAUACCAAUCAGUUGUCCCUUACUUUCAGCUUCUGCUAUCAAACUUCAAGAAGAAAGGCAGGAAGCUUCCAUGCAUUCUUGACAGCUACUUACCACUGGCAAACCAGGAUCCUGAGGAUGAUAUGUACAACAAAUUGUGUAAUCCAACAAAGGUGUCACAGUUUCUGAUCUGCACUCUCAACAUUCUAAUACCACAACAAUUAUGGGGGUCUCUCACUAAGAGGAGAUGUUUCUUUACCCAUAUCCUUACUUCACUUGUACCAAUGUGUACUCCAGAUAAAACACCAUUCUAUGCAGUCCAUCUGGAUGUCACCAACUCUUUUGACUCACUUGCCCCACGACUGGUCUAUACAAUCAUUCAGAAGAAGAUUGUCUGUCAGAAAUCUUAUCUGUUGAGACGCUAUGCAACAGUUAUGAUAUCAAACCAAACAAUCAAGAGAUCGUUCAUGAAAGUUGCAACAACAAGAGAGCUCUGUGAACCGUUUUUGGAGUUUGCCAAAUCCCUAAAUGUCAGAAAUUGCAUUCUCGUUGACAUGGUGUCUUAUCCUGUGAUGGACCGACUAAAGAUCUUAUCUCAACUGAAGAGUCAUCUUUUCCACAACAUUGUGAAGUUUAGGGGCCAGUUUUUCAGACAGCAGAAGGGGGUUCCCCAGGGUUCCUGCAUUUCUUCCAUACUCUGCAGUUUCUAUUAUGACGAGAUGGUCAGAGAUUAUCUUCCAAGAAUCAAUCCUGAAACUGAGCUGCUAAUACACUAUGUUGAUGAUUUCUUUCUGAUGACUCAUGACCCGGAGAAGGCCAAAACCUUUCUUGAAAGAAUUACUGAGUACAACUGCUUUGCUAAUGCUGCAAAGACAAAUACCAAUUUCAAACUGAAUGAGGAUGGGAGUCUUACUCUUGAUGAACACAAAGACUGGAUGGCAUGGUGUGGUGUUCUCAUCAACACAACAAAUCUUGAAGUCCGAUCUAAUUACACUAGAUAUGCCAGCAAGAUUGUAAUGCCGUGCAGUGUUGCAUGUCCGCAAGGAUGGAAUAUAUUUGAACAGUGCUAUGUGAACAGGCACUGUGUGCCAUGCAAAUGUGACAUAUUUUGUGAACUCAGAGAUAAGAGAUCACCUGAGCAUCAUUACCCACCCGAGACCAUUGCUCAACCUCCACCAGCUGAUGAGAAGAGCUUGGUGCUGAAAUGCCAGCCAUUAUUCCUUGAUUGUCAGGUGCAAUCAGAGAAGACAGUUCUCUGCAAUGUCUACCAGGUGUUCCUGCUGCUGGCAGUCAAGACACACACUGCCCUCAGGACACUGCAGCUCCGAGGGUUGAGACUGAGGAAAUACACCAAGUUCCUGCACUGUCUUAUUCUGCAGAGUGCCAGAUACUUCCACAGCAGGGCAAGGGCCAAGUGCAGAGAGGUAAGGACUACAAAUGUAUGGAGAACUGAACUGAAGGAAAUCUUGAGCACAGAAUCAGUCAAAGGAUGCUUCCACAUCCUUCAUAGUCCCACUUGAACUCUGCACCUGGCUCUGUUGCCAUGCCUACCGGAGAGAGUGCUCCAGAGUAAGGACCCCAGAGGCUACCAACUCCUUGUCAAGACACUCUCUUCGCAAACCUGCACUCUCUCCGACACUAUGGGGUUGCAAUUGAUGAAAAGAUGUCUAAAGGCUACCACUGCUUCAGGUUGCCAGCCCAUCAUGAGACUCAAAUGUUAAAACUAUAAACCAAUCACCCUUCACUAUACUGCCACUUGCGUACUGUUUCAAAUAAUA